UGGGUUUGGUUCAGUGGUGUUUAAUAUGGAGAGUUUUUGUGCGAGUCUAAGACUAAGACUGUAAGGUGAAGCAAGGCAAUGUCCGAAGUGGGAGAUCCAGCCAUUAAGCUCUUCGGGAGGAUUAUUCCGCUCCCACAACUUCAGAUUCACGAUUUGUCCGCCGAUAAAGAGUGUUUGGUGGCAGAUACGGGUGAGUGUAGAGAAAUGGAGGACCCUUCUGUAGAAAAAUCCUGCACGCAAGAUACAUCUUCGGAACUAGAUAAUAGCAGAGAAAACAAUCGCCAAGGCCUAAUCCAUGAGAAUGAGGGUGAAGUUAAUUGUGAUCAAGGAGAAGACCAAUGCGUGGAUAGUGAUACGAAAGGCAUAGAAAAGUCUCUCAGAAAGCCAGACAAGGUUCUUCCUUGCCCUCGCUGCAAAAGCUUAGAAACAAAGUUUUGCUAUUUCAAUAAUUACAGUGUUUACCAACCGAGACACUUUUGCAAGAGCUGCCAAAGAUAUUGGACUGCUGGGGGAACCAUAAGAAAUGUUCCUCUAGGUACUAGGCGGCGCAAGAAUAAGCAUUCAUCUUCGCAGUAUCAUCAGGUAGUGGGACAACCGAAUGCAGUACCAGUCACCCAGGGAGGCACCCUUAACGUUGUUGGCCAACAGCAUCUUUCACCUUGUGGACUUCCAGCCUCUCCAAAGCCUGUCAAUGAGAUGAAGGAAGGCUUAAGUUCUGUCUCAGAUGCGCUUUUAGUUGAAUCUACAGAGACUGCCUCGAACCAGAAACACCAGAUGAGAAAUUCUGAGACUGGCUCUGCAGCUGACGGCGAUGGUGGUUCCUUAUCAGCCACUGCUUCACAGCACAUUGCGUGUCUGACAAAAGAAAUGAAGCAGGGUGGUCUGCCAGGAUAUGACAAUGAUUCUAGUCAUAUGUAUACUAUGCAAUAUUGCCCUGUUCCUCAAUGGGCCAAGACUCCAAGUUGGGGCAUAAUGAUGUUUGGAUCUGAUAGCAGUAAUCCUAAUCCUUCUCAUGUAGGUCCUCUGCCUAUGGUUACAGUUCCUAGUUUUUGUACUCCCACUUUCGCUUUCCCAUUUGUGCCUUCCUUGUACUGGGGUUACAUGCCAAGCUGGGACUCCAGAAAAUGGAAUUCUCAGCUGGUUGGAUCUGCUGGCAGCUUGUCACUUUUGUCUUCCUCUGGCAACAGCGGAUGUUCGGGCAAUAGCUCGGCAACCUUGGGAAAAUAUGCAAGAGAUGCAAAUGUACAUGAAGAUGUAAUAACAAAACAGUGCCUUUGGGUACCCAAGACUUUGAGAAUUGAUGACCCAGAAGAGGCUGCAAAGAGUUCUAUAUGGUCUACCUUGCGUAUCAAACAGGAUAAGAAUGAACUUGUAGUUAGAGGUGGUAUUUUUAAAGCUUUCCGAAAGAAAUCAGAUACUAAAACCCAAACAUUAGAUGCUGAUCGAGUUUUACAGGCAAAUCCAGCAGCCCUCUCUCGCUCUCAAUCCUUCCAGGAGACCACGUAAAGUAUCUCUUCAGUUCAACAUGCAGAGCUUAUGCAUGAGGUUUGUCUACUAAAAUCCUAAUCUUUGUUGUUCGGUAAAUUAGAUUAUGGAGGGAAUGCGUAUUCAUCCAAGUUUAUUUUGUUUUGACAAGACCGUGUAAAGGCUCUCAUUCAGCUCGACAUACACAGUUUAGAAUGAUAUUCCAGUCUUUGUUAUUCAGUGUAGUAGGGAGGGAGGGAAUGUGUAUCAUGAGUAGAUUAUAUAAGCUUAGUUUGUUUGAGGAGGAAUAAGGCAGAAGCUAGUGGAGAGAAUUUCCGGCAUUUUUGUAUAACAUUUGAUGCUGAGAUAGGUGCCAAAUUAGUUUGAGUUACACAAACCUUAAAUUCUUAACAUUUGAUUCAUAAAACUUUGUAUUUGCAUCUCAA
Messenger RNA from Malus domestica (apple), 1910 nucleotides. Its product is annotated as cyclic dof factor 1-like. Lineage: Eukaryota; Viridiplantae; Streptophyta; Magnoliopsida; Rosales; Rosaceae. The record is from RefSeq and is a predicted model, not a curated record. Gene Ontology annotation, molecular function: DNA-binding transcription factor activity; DNA binding. Gene Ontology annotation, biological process: regulation of DNA-templated transcription.